GGAACCCCCCUCCCACAUAAUACCACCAGCAGCACCCUCCCGUCAUCUCCUGCCCCCGUAUUUGGAACUCAGAGCAGGCUCCCUCGCUUGCCAGAUGCAACCCAUGCCACUCUGUCACUGGCUUGGGGAGGCAGCAGAUGGGGUAGGGACCUAGGCAUGCCUCCUCCAUAAGCCAAAUUGUGCUGGGGGGGGAGGGGGGCCUUGAAGGCCUCUCCCUUCUUGGAUCCAGAAGAAUGUGGGUGAGCGGUCCCUAUUUCUGGUGCCACCCACAAGGAUGCCCCCAAAGUGCCAAUGCAGAUCCUGGUUCUGGGUGAAGCCAAAGCUGAGGCCUCUCCUCCUGCUGCCCUGGUCUGCCGCCGCACACCCCAAAUGCACCCACCUCAUUCCAAGGGGAAGGAAGGGCUGGCGCCUUUGGGUGUUGUGGGUCUGUGUAUGCACGUGUCCCCCUCCCCCUGCUCCCUUGCCUUAGCCGCCCUUUGUAGCCAGGGGCAAGUGGAGGGCCUGUCUGGAGGUCUUCUCCUUUGGUCACCCCAGAGAAGGAAACUGCCCCCAGGAAGGGCAGGUACUGAUCCCCUCAGAAUGGCCCCACUUUGUGGCCCUUGCUUGAGCCCCAGUGUGCUCUGAGGAGGCCCUGCUUCCCUGCUGAGGCUUCUGUCUGGAGCUGCCAAACCUUGUCGGCUCACAGCUGACGCUGGUGCGCUUGUCCUUUGCAGGUGCAAGGAUGGGCAUCUGGGGCAGCCCUGCAGGCCUAGCUGGGAGGGGAGAUAGGACAGAGUGUCCCCAUUGGCCUUGCUUUUCUGUUCUGGUCUUUUUGCAUGAGAGUGUUGCCCUUUUGCCCCCUGUAUUUGCCACUCUUUAUCUAGCUGGCCCACAGCUGCCGUGCUGUAGCCGGGUCCACAGGGGCUGGAUCCAGGGCAGGAAACAUGUGUCCCAGGGAGUGCCUGAGCUCCCCACCCCCCUUGUGCCAGGAGCCCCUUUGGGGUCUUCUUCCCUACCUCCUGGGUUCUGCCAUCACCCCUUUUGGAGGCUGGCAUGGGCUGCUGUGUCCACCAGGGGAGAGCCUCCCCAGCCCCACUGAGGGUCUCUCCAGGCCACCUCCUGGAAGGCCAGGCAGCGAUGGCGGUGGUGGCUGCUAUUCUUAGCAUUUGCUUCUGCUUGACUGGUCCUGCGAAUCAUCCCCUGUUUAUGCUGAAGGGGCUGGUUUUCAGUUGCUGCUUUUGCACGGAGGGAAGGAGGGAGGAGGCAGCACCAAAGAUCAAAGCUUGUCCCUUUCUGUUUUGUAAUCUGCCUGUUUGUUUUGUCAGCCUGAGCAGUGCAGGAAUGAAGGGUGCUGGAGACGUGCCCUGGUCUGCCUCCUCUGCACAACCAUGGCCUGGUAGGAGCCUUGCUUCCCUGCUGGGGCAGACGGCCCAAAAAGUGGUCCCUCUCCCUACGGAAACUUGGCAGGACUGUGACUUUGCCUCCUGGCGGUGCCUACGCAGACACUGGCUUCAUGGGAGCAUGCACGCUGGAAGGGAUGGUCCAACAUCUGCAUGGAGACGGCCAUGGACUAGCAGGGACCCCUUUAUUGCCUUCUUCUCCAGACCCUGCAGGCCAGCCCUACAAGUGACUGAAGCCCCCCUGCGAAAGACAGGCUCCUCUAUUGACCGGCCAAAAGAGAGUCCUCCAUCUGCUAGCGGUGACCAGCCCUGUGGGCACUGAGGAGGAAGGGGUGGCAGUGGCUGUGAGUCCGGCCAGGCCCUUUCCAACAAUGACCCCCCUCCCUGCCUCAUGCCCUCUGCCUCCUCAUGGUCAUUGCUGCCCUGGUGGCGCAGUGUUUAAAUGCCUGUACUGCAGCCACUCACUCACAAACCAUAAGGUUGCGAGUUCAAAACUAGCAAAAGAGCUGAAGCUCGCCUCAGGCUUGCAUCCUUCUGUAGGUCACUAAAAUGAGUAUCCAGAUUGUUGGGGGUAAUUAGCUUACAGUUAGGGGCAAUUAGCUUACAAUUUGUAAACUGCUUACGGAGUGCUUAAGUGCACUGAUAAGCGGUGUAGAAAUGCUUGCUAUUGCUGCCAGCUGGCCAAGAGAUGCUUUGUGCCCCGACUUUGGCGUGCCCCACUCCAGCCUCACAGUGGAAACACAAAGGAUCAUGGACUGUGGCAGGCCUUGACCCUUGACCUGGUGGGAUCAAGGUGCCAUGGUCAGCAAGGAGGAGGUGGGCCCCAACCUGGCCCCCCCGGCUGCAGCCCCCGAGGAGAAAGCUGUGACUGUGCGGUCAGUGCUGCGGCGACAUGGUGGGUUGGAUGUGGAAGGACGUCUGCAGCGCCGCCAGAGCCACCCUCACCAGGUGCGCUUCAAGGGCCUGGAGGAUUAUGGUGAGGAGACCCCUGUCCACAACACCGCAUGUGCCUCUGCAACCCCCAAGCUUUGGGGGGCUAACCCUGCCCGGCGGAGCUGGCCCCAGGCUGAACCACAUCUGCUUACCCCACAGCCCCCGCCCCACAAAGGCUGUGCCAGCACCGCCAUCCAGACCUCACCUGGCCUCCAGAGACCCUCCUGGGGCACCCCCCUCCGCAGCCUGAGUGUCUGUGGCUGCAUGCAUCAGGGGGGCUCUGGCCAGGUUCUGCCCCUGUGGGGCCCCACCGCCAGCCUUUCCACACACAACCAGCCCCCUGCCUCCUCCCUUCCCCAGCUGUGCCCCAAAACCCAUGCCACUCGGUGCCCAGUAAGGCCGCCACUUCUGCGGUGCCCCUGCACGCCGUACCUUGGCCAGGAGCCAUGCCUCCUCACCAGCCUUCCUUCCCAGCACAGGCCCUGUGCCCCCUCCCUCCGGUCCCCCUGCAACCCAAGUGCCCCCUGGCCAGGUCCCCCCACUAUGCAGACCAAUCAAUCUGCUCCCAAGCGGACCUCCCCUGGUGCCCCCCAGCAGGGCAGCCCUCCCCCUUACCCUUUUGCUCAGGGAGCCUUCCAGCGUGACUGCCUCCCCUCCCCUCCCUCUUUUGGGAACACCAGCCUCUGGGGGGCAGCCCCUCAACUGCCCCACUCAGUCCCCUCAACCUCUGCCACGUCAAGGAAACCACCAUCAUCAUCCCAGGAGUCCCUUGGCUCUGCUCAGCUGCCCCAGCAGGCCACUUGCCUUCCUCCUGAGGCAUGCCAGUCCUCCUGCCCAGGGCACAGGGGCCUCCGGCUGCCAAGGGCCCUAUGCCAUGAGCCCCUCGCCAGGGACUGCCUCUCCCCUGCACAAGCCAGGGCAGUGCAUCAUGUCCAGGGCCUGCUGCAGCUGGUGCCCAUGGGCAAAGGACCAGCGGAAGAGGAAGAGCACCCGCCAGCAGCAUCUCAGGACCCGGCCCGGUCAGUGGGUGAUGUCCAGUCCCAGCUGCAGUCCCUCGAGGGGGUGCUGGAGACGAGCCAGCAGACCAUCCGGCUGCUCCUGGGGGUCAUCCAGGACCUGGACAGGAAGGAGGCCCAACAGGAUGGGUGCUGCUCCUCUCGGAGGGGGCAGGACAGGCCAAGUGCCGGGACUGCGCUUGCGUCAUUUACAGCGUGGAGCAGGACUUCCGGCAGCAGGAGGGGCGCCUCCGGAGAGUGCUGACCGCACCGCGGGG
Molecule: messenger RNA, 3585 nt
Organism: Sceloporus undulatus (fence lizard)
Lineage: Eukaryota; Metazoa; Chordata; Lepidosauria; Squamata; Phrynosomatidae
Product: inhibitory synaptic factor 2A-like
Exons: 5
Coding region: 2178-3572 (464 amino acids)
Biological process (GO): inhibitory postsynaptic potential
Cellular component (GO): postsynaptic density
Source: RefSeq, a predicted model, not a curated record